UGCAUAUGCGGUUGGAAUUUAUGAGUUGAUUCUUCCAGAAUUUGGGCUCACAAACAAUCAAAUCCAUGAUGAAUUAAAAACCACCUACUCCUUAACAACGUCGUCGUUUUUGCAGUUCCCCAUUACUCCCACUCCCAUAUUCAGUGGCCAAUUCCAGUGACUUAACCAUUUUGCAAUCGAAAUUCACAUAUUUUGAAGCGAAACAGUAUCUGGGUAUUGCACAAAAAGUUCAUUUAUUGCAGUUGAGAUUCACUUCUGGUAGGAUUUUUGAGCAAAAACAGUAUCGGACUUGUGCGUGAAUCUCCAUUUUGUGAAAUUUAAAGCACAAUAGAAUCUGGGUUGUGCACAAAAUUUAGUUUUCAGACCAAUUUGAGCAAAUUACGGGGAAUUGAAUUUGAAAAGAUGGGGAAUCGAUUUAUUUGCAUGACGAAGAAGGAAAAUGGGAGGAAUGUAAUAGGGUCAAUGAGUAAAGGAAUGGAGAGAUCGAAGAGGAGGUCGUUAGUAGAAGAGGAGUUAUUGCAUAGACAAGCUUUGUCAAUGGCAAUUCAGCAGCAUCAGUUGUCUCAAAGAUUUGAGGGGUCAAUUUCCAGACGUAUUGGAUCCACUACUUCUCGCCGUCGCACUGAUUUGUCUGAAUCCAAUUCUAAGCAGUUACCAGAAUUUUUGGAGAGCAUCAAAACAAAGAAGUUCAUUUUGGUACAUGGGGAAGGAUUCGGAGCUUGGUGUUGGUACAAAACUAUUGCUCUAUUGGAGGAAACAGGAUUGCUUCCCACAGCCAUAGAUCUCACUGGAUCUGGGAUUGAUCUGACAGAUACAAAAGAUGUUACAACACUGGCGGAGUACUCAAAACCAUUGAUUGAUUAUCUGGAAAACUUGCCUGAGGAUGAAAAGGUAAUUUUGGUAGGUCACAGUAUUGGAGGUUCUUGUGUUUCCUAUGCCUUGGAGCUUUUCCCACAGAAAAUUGCGAAAGCAAUAUUUAUUUGUGCUACAAUGAUAUCUGAUGGACAGAGGCCUUUUGAUGUGUUUGCCGAAGAGCUUGGUUCGGCAGAGCUUUUCAUGAAGGAGUCUAAGUUUUUAAUUUAUGGGAAUGGUAAAGAGAAGCCUCCUACUGGCUUCAUGUUUGAGAAGGAGCAGAUGCAUGGGCUGUAUUUCAAUCAAUCUCCUGCAAAGGAUAUUGCUUUGGCAAUGGUUUCAAUGAGAGCAAUUCCUCUUGGUCCAAUAAUGGAGAAGCUAUCAUUGACACCUGAAAAAUAUGGAACAAGUCAUAGAUUUUAUGUCCAGACAUUGGAUGAUCAUGCUCUUUCACCAGAUGUUCAAGAAAAACUUUUGAGGGAAAACCCUCCUGGAGGUGUUUUCAAGAUCAAAGGAAGCGACCAUUGCCCAUUCUUUUCGAAGCCACAGUCGCUGCAUAAGAUUUUGGUUGAGAUUGCUCAGAUUCCAUAGGAAUGUAUGUUCAUAUGAAAAGAAACCAGAUAUAUUUUACUUCUCAGGGAACACGGUGUUUAUUGUUUCCUUUAGAGGCUGUACAAUCUGUUCCACGAGACAUGUUGGCUGUAUAGAAGAAAAGUUGGUUCAGUCAUCAUGUUUCAUAUCCAUUUUCAUAUUUGUUCUUUGGUUCUUAUCCAUUAUUAGUUUCUCUAUAAACACAUGAUGUAUCAAUGGCAACUUGCACAAAUCAUUCUGUCGUCAUAGUUAA
This is a messenger RNA of Solanum stenotomum, 1696 nucleotides long. RefSeq names its product putative methylesterase 14, chloroplastic. NCBI's taxonomy places the organism in Eukaryota, Viridiplantae, Streptophyta, Magnoliopsida, Solanales, Solanaceae. Gene Ontology annotation, biological process: jasmonic acid metabolic process; salicylic acid metabolic process. Bases 403 to 1443 code for a protein of 346 amino acids. Gene Ontology annotation, molecular function: methyl salicylate esterase activity; methyl jasmonate esterase activity; methyl indole-3-acetate esterase activity. The transcript is spliced from 5 exons. The record is from RefSeq and is a predicted model, not a curated record.